CGGUGGUGCAUUUUGAUUUUUGCCAAACCAUAUACGUACUACUUCACUGCAUUCUUCUAUUGCAUACUUAUUGUUUGAUCUUUUGUCACACAAUAACCUCUUUAUCAUUUAUGAAUAAACUCUCCUUGCAUGCUGCAUUGAAUCACCACUCCAAAACCUUGUGUUGUUAUUUAUUGGAGUAUUACCAUUUUCUCACUUCUCACUCACCUUUUCCAAAACUAAACUUUUUUUUUCACUACUUUUUUUCUUUCUCCUACAUCACACUUCUUCUCUUUUUGAACUCUUUCUUUUCUUCUCACUUUUUGAGUUGCCAAUUGUCUUCUUUUAACUUUUGUUGUUUUCUUUUGCAACCAAAUUGCAUAUGGCAAUGUGCCAAACAAGUAAGAGUUUUGGAAGCAUCAAGGUGCUAUGGGUUUUGGGGUUUAUAGGGUUGGUGAUUGUGAAAGGGGUAGAGGGUUUGGAGAAUGGUAAUGUGACAGACAUGCAAUUUGUUGGGGGAAGAGGUUUCUACAAUAGACCUUUGAUGGUUGGUCUUACUCUUAUAAAUGGCGCUGCUGCUAAAGGAGCUGUUUGUCUUGAUGGAUCUUUACCGGGCUAUCACUUCCACCGUGGAUACGGAUCAGGAUCAAACAGUUGGCUGGUACAUCUUGAGGGAGGAGGCUGGUGUGGAACUAUCAGAAAUUGCAUUUACAGUAAGAAAACUCGUCACGGUUCAUCAGUAUUUAUGGAAAAACAAAUACCAUUUAUUGGGAUAUUGAGCAACAAAGCUGAGGAAAAUCCAGAUUUUUACAAUUGGAAUAGAGUUAAAGUUCGCUAUUGUGACGGUGCAUCAUUUAGUGGGGACAGUCAAAAUGAGGCAGCAAGGUUAUAUUUCAGAGGGCAACGUAUCUGGCAAGUCGCUAUGGAGGAUUUAAUGUCAAAAGGGAUGCGCUAUGCCACACAGGCUCUUCUAUCUGGAUGUUCUGCAGGAGGUUUAGCAUCUAUACUACAUUGCGAUGAAUUUCGGGAAUUGUUUCCCAGAACAACUAGAGUAAAGUGCUUUAGUGAUGCUGGAUUAUUCCUUGACUCUGUUGAUGUAUCUGGCCGUCGAAGUUUAAGGAAUUUGUUUGGAAGUGUAGUCACAUUGCAGGGAGUGCAUAAGAGCCUUCCAAGGAGUUGUACCAGUCACCUCAAUCCAAUUUUGUGCUUUUUCCCUCAGCAUUUAAUUGCCAGUGUUAGGACCCCACUAUUUCUUCUCAAUGCAGCUUAUGAUAGUUGGCAGAUUCAAGCCAGUCUAGCUCCACCAUCUGCUGACUGGCACUGGAAUUGGUAUGAAUGCAGAAAAAAUUUUGCACGUUGCAGUGCACCACAGAUACAAUAUCUGCAAGGUUUUCGAAAUCAGAUGCUUAGAGUUACAAGAGGCUUCUCAAGGUCUCGCCAAAAUGGGUUAUUCAUUAAUUCCUGUUUCGCUCACUGCCAAUCUGAAAGACAGGAUACCUGGUUCGCUCGUGAUUCUCCUCAUAUUGGAAAUAAAGGGAUAGCACAAUCUGUUGGGAACUGGUUUUUUAAUAGAGUUGGUGUCCAAGCUAUUGGGUGUCCUUACCCUUGUGACAAAACCUGCCAUAAUUUGGUUUUCAACUAAAAGUGUCAUUCUUUCAAUACUUCUGCUAUUGCAUUGCAAAUACGGCGACUGGAUCUAAAGAAAGAAAGAAAAAAUAACAAGUCAUUGUAUUCAUUCAUGUAAACAUAAACCUCUUUUUGGAUAUGCUUAUUCAGUUUUGAUUGAAUUUAUUUGUUGCAAGUAGAUUUGGGUUCCAAUCAAUGGAACUUCUAAACAUCAUUGUACUCCAAAUAUCUAUCUCUUUACACAUUAUAUAUAAUACUCUUGUAUUUCUUUGAGUUCAAUUGUUGUAAUUCAUUUUUUGGGAGGUAUUCAAUCUAUGGAUCAAAUCUGUCAUAUUUUAGCCUA
Molecule: messenger RNA, 1948 nt
Organism: Cicer arietinum (chickpea)
Lineage: Eukaryota; Viridiplantae; Streptophyta; Magnoliopsida; Fabales; Fabaceae
Product: pectin acetylesterase 10-like
Biological process (GO): cell wall organization
Cellular component (GO): plant-type cell wall
Molecular function (GO): pectin acetylesterase activity
Source: RefSeq, a predicted model, not a curated record